This is a messenger RNA of Dermochelys coriacea (leatherback sea turtle), 2273 nucleotides long. RefSeq names its product glycoprotein hormone subunit beta 5 (gene GPHB5). The transcript is spliced from 2 exons. Gene Ontology annotation, molecular function: hormone activity. The coding region runs from base 1 to 393 and encodes 130 amino acids. Gene Ontology annotation, biological process: G protein-coupled receptor signaling pathway; regulation of thyroid hormone receptor signaling pathway. The record is from RefSeq and is a predicted model, not a curated record. Gene Ontology annotation, cellular component: extracellular region; cytoplasm. NCBI's taxonomy places the organism in Eukaryota, Metazoa, Chordata, Testudines, Dermochelyidae.
AUGAAGCUCCGUCACGUGGUCCUGGGCUCCCUGCCUCUCCUGAUACUGGCUGGCUGUGUCAGUGCACUCAAAGCCUCCAGCAUCAACCUGCGUACAUUCAUUGGCUGCGCUGUGCGUGAGUUCACCUUCCUGGCUAGGAAACCUGGCUGCAAGGGGAUGCGCAUCACCACGGACGCCUGCUGGGGGCGCUGCGAGACUUGGGAGAAGCCUGUGCUGGAUCCCCCGUACGUCGACGCGCACCAUCGAGUCUGCACCUACAAUGAGACUAAGCUGGUUACGGUGAAGCUGCCGAAUUGUGCUACUGCUGUGGAUCCUUCCUACACAUACCCUAUGGCCAUACGGUGUGACUGUGGGGUCUGUUCCACGGCAACUACUGAAUGUGAGACUAUCUGAGUCCCCCUCCCCUCCCCCCGCUGGACAGCUGCUCUAGGCAUCCUGGGCCAAACUCUGUCCUGAUGUACACCCAGUGCAGCUGCAGGAUUGCAGGUGGUGUAAGUCAGCCCAGAAUUUAACCCUAUGGCUGUAAUGCUUCUAAUCACUGACCCUUCUGUACAGUAGAGGUAUAAGCUUCUCCUAGCUGCCAGUUGUUUAAAGAUCUAUUUGAUGCAGUAAAGUAAUAAGGAGCCUCACAGCAACAUAUCAGAUGAAAAGUACUGAUACAACUUGCUCUAGCCAUAGGCAGUUCACAGUGUGAACUUGCCUUAUGCAUAAAGGGCACGUUUAAUUAGAAGUCAUAAACACGUUGAAAUUGACAAGAAGAGCAUUAAGGGCUUAGUAACAAUGAAUUUGUACAUUUCAGGUUUUAUUUCUCCCAACCCUGAGCCCUGAAUGCACUCAGCAGAAUCCCCUCAACUCCCAUUAGGCUGGUUUCUCUUCUAAUUUACAUGGGUGUAAACCAGGAAUAAUUACAUCAAGGAAAAUGGAAUGAUAGGGCUUUGAGACCAGUAUCAGAGAGACCAGAAUUGGGUUCCGAAACAUCUGUAAUAUAAAUGCAUGAAUGCAAAGAUAGUUGCAUCAUAAUGACCCUGAUGCAGCACUUGCUUAAUUCCUUUGUUUAAUAGGAAUGGACUUUGGCAUGUGCUUCAAGUUGGUACGUUUACGUGUUUUGCUGAACUGGGUCCACUACGCAUGAAAUCUUAUGCAAAAGCCAACCCAGGAGAAAAUUCCUUAAAAAAAGAAAAGGCCCAUCAAAUCUGAAAGAAAAAUUAAACAUUUCUUCCCUUGCUAGUUCUGCUUGGAAAGAGGACAAGAACUGAUUUAAUGUAAAUCACAGAGGCUUUCUAUAGCCUGUGAGUCUCUCUUGAUGAUCUCUCCCACUUUGUCAAGAUGAUCCAAGAGGGGCUAUGUAGGAUCACGCUACAGUCCCCUGUGCAGCUUAGCUCCAUGGAUACUACGUGCUAUGGGCUGGGGUAACGUAACUAGGAUGCUCACCAUGAAAGCUUUAAAAUUGUGCCUCUGAUGCCCAGCUCGCAUUGCCACAGUAUGUGUGAUGUUCGCUGUGCUUAGUGCAGGAGUUUCAUUUAUUUACAAAGACCAUAGCAAAGUUUCCAAGCACUAUCCACAAGUGCUUAGAGAUCCACUGGCCACCACAUGGGGAGAGGGGAACUGUAGCUACAAGUAUACCCCAACAAUGGCCCCGACCACCUGCAAAGAUGUCCUGUGCCCUGGCUCCAGGUUAGGGAAGAGGAUUUGGCAUCUUCUAUCCCUGAAUUGUUUCACUCUACAUACAUAGUUGGUUUGGAUUGUUGUGAGAACAGGAAUUUUGCCCAGUGUGAGCUGUUAGCAGGAGCACACACGAUAAAACAACUUUCCAACAUAGUUGUUCUGAUAGUAUUUCUGAACAGAUUAAUGGUAAACACAUGAUUUACCCAUCUAAACCCUGAUUAGGGCUUGAAAAUCAGGCAAAUCAAAUCAAACAGCCUUGUCUCUUAGUUAGAUUUCCUUCCUGUCCCAAGAAUGCAUGCUCAAAACUACCAAGAAAGCUUACUUGAAGUUUUUUCUGCCCUUUGAAAUAUAUCUUUUAAAUUAAGAUGUAAUUUAUUAAAUGCUGUAAUUUUGCGUAUGUUGAAUUGCAAAAGCUGCAUGCCACUUGUGUAGGAAUAAUGGUGGAUUUGAAUAGCUUUGAAUAGGCAGACUGCUGCCCUGAGCAAUAGUGUAGUAGCAGCUUUCUGCUGACCAGGAUAUUAACUGCCUUUAACAAUUCUGCAGCUUUUUUCAAGUUGCAGCUCCCAUCUCCAUAGUCGUGGUGGUGGUGAUGUAAAUGGCAUUUCUCA